AUGUCCACCGUCACCGUCGGCGUAUUGGCGCUCCAAGGCGGCUUCCACGAGCAUGUCCAACUCACGAGGAAGGCCGCCGCUUGGCUUGCGACGGCCCAGUCGCCGACGACGCCAAGCCCGAAUGCCGACAUCGCAGCCAUCGAGGUCCGCACCGAUGCAGAGCUCCGUCGUUGUGACGCCCUCAUCAUUCCGGGUGGGGAGAGCACCACCAUCUCGUUUGUCGCGACGCAGUCUGGGCUGAUGGAACCCCUGAGGGAAUUCGUCAAAGUCAAACGCAAGCCAGUAUGGGGUACAUGCGCGGGCGCCAUCCUGCUCGCCGAUGAAGCCAACGCCACCAAGAAGGGCGGCCAAGAGCUCAUCGGGGGCCUCGGCGUGCGCGUUCACCGCAACCACUUUGGCAGGCAGAUGGAGAGCUUCGUAGCCGAUCUCGAACUGCCGUUCCUGUCUCAAGGUGACGGAGGCGCGGCGACGGCUCCCGCGCCCUACCCCGGCGUCUUCAUCCGCGCCCCGAUCGUCGAGGAGAUCCUCACGACCGAGGCCGCGGCGCCCUCGGUCCAAGUGCUGGCCGUUCUCCCCGGGCGCAAGACGAUGGCCGCCGAGGGCGUCAGCCAGAGCAAGGCCGACGACGCGGUCGGCGACAUCGUUGCCGUGAAGCAGGACAACAUCUUUGCUACGAGUUUUCACCCUGAGCUGACCAACGACAUGCGCAUUCACGUGUGGUGGUUGAAACAGGUGCUUCGGUCGGUGGCAUCGACAUCGACAUCAUCUGCAUGA
Messenger RNA from Colletotrichum graminicola M1.001, 774 nucleotides. Its product is annotated as SNO glutamine amidotransferase. The record is from RefSeq and is a predicted model, not a curated record. Gene Ontology annotation, cellular component: glutaminase complex; cytosol. Gene Ontology annotation, molecular function: glutaminase activity. Lineage: Eukaryota; Fungi; Ascomycota; Sordariomycetes; Glomerellales; Glomerellaceae. The transcript has 2 exons. Bases 1 to 774 code for a protein of 257 amino acids. Gene Ontology annotation, biological process: pyridoxine metabolic process; pyridoxal 5'-phosphate biosynthetic process.